AAUCAUGUGUAAUGAUUAAAUUAGUAACAUUCAUUAUCGUCACAAUUUGUUUUGCAUAGUUUUGGUGACUACCACUGCCCCAGAAAAUAUACACCCACGGUUUUAUGAAUAGCCAAUGGCUGGUCAUAUUUUGAUUGUACUUUUGAGCAUGCAUAAUGCGGUAGUCACAAAUUUAAAAAUAGAGAUUUGCAAAGUACUUCAAGAGACUUGGAUUUUUUUGUGGUUUUUAUUAAAUUGGUUUGUCAUAUUUGAGGUUCUAGGGCUAACAUUGUAGUAUUUAUUGUUUUGUUUAUUUCUGUAUAUUUCAGAUGUUUUCAAAAGCAAAAAUCGUCCUCUAAGUAUCUGCGUAAUGAUUACAUGUGGGUAACCAUCGGAUCAUCUUCUUAUAUUUAAAUUGUUUUAAUUUUUUUUUAUUAAUGUUUUUGUUAUAUAUAAUGCAUUUAAUUUUCUGAUAGGUUUACUUACAGUUCCAAAAAUAUGGUAUAUACAUGUAAAGUCCUCUCCUGAAACUGUAAUGUUAUUAAUUUGUACUACAAUGUUUGUUUUAAUACGUCAUAUAAAUUACAGUUAAAAUAUGUUACAAAUUAAAAAGUUUUCUGCUUUAAAUCAACUUCGAAAAUGGAAUUUGUAUUCUCAAUGGAUGAAACGAUUUUCCACUGCAAUGUCAAAAAAAUCGGAUGCAAAUACUUCUCUUUUCUCUGGAAGCUGCACUGGCUCAUUCUUUCAAGACAAACCAGAAGUGGGAAAUCAAUUCACAGGGGAUCAUUUGCUGAAAAGUGUUUUAAAGAAAUUGCUUCCUGCUGAUGUAUUUAAUGAUAUUGAGGUGGAUCUACAAAAUUUCGGAGAAUCUGUAUCAGGUGAAAUUCUGGCUCAUCAUAAUAAUGUAUGUUGUAAUGAACCAGUUUUGGAACAAUACGAUGCUUGGGGAAAACGAGUGGACAACAUUAUUAUGCAUCCGUCCUGGAAAUCCCUUCAUGAUAUCGCAGCUAAAGAGAAAUUGAUAUCCAUUCCAUAUGACAAUAAUUAUGAGGAAUGGAGCCGCAUUUAUCAAAUAGCGAAAUUGUAUUUAUUUUCACCUGUAAGUGGGUUAUACUCGUGCCCUCUAGCAAUGACAGAUGGUGCUGCAUCCAUUCUAAAGAAAGAAUCAAGAGAACCUUUUAUUACUGCUUUUGACAAUCUGACUUCUAACGAUUCUAAUGUUUUUUGGACAUCUGGUCAAUGGAUGACAGAAAAACAAGGAGGUUCUGAUGUAGGCAAUGGUACCGAAACCUUUGCUGUGCCACAAACCGAUGGCACAUAUAAACUUUAUGGAUAUAAAUGGUUUACAUCAGCAACAGAUGCCAACAUGAGUCUGACAUUAGCAAGAAUCGUUGAUAAAAGUGGGAGAAUAACAAAAGGGUCAAAAGGUUUGACAAUGUUUUAUUUGGAAACCAGAAAAGCGGAUGAGAGUUUAAAUGGUAUCAGAAUAGAGAAAUUAAAAAAGAAACUUGGCACAAGACAAAUGCCUACGGCUGAACUAAUAUUGGAUGGUGCGACUGCAUAUCAAUUAUCGGAAAUUGGAAGAGGCAUUGCAUCUAUAUCUCCCAUGUUGACAAUAACUCGAAUUCACAAUUCAGUAAUGGCUGUCUCAAACAUGAGAAGGUUACUCAAUUUAAGCAAAGAUUUUGCAAGAAAAAGAUCAGCAUUUGGAACACAGCUUUGCAACCAUCCAGUUCAUGUUCAAAUAUUAGCAAGAAUGGAGGUUGAACAACAAGGUGGUUUUGUUAUGUUGAUGAAAGUCUCAUCACUUCUCGGAAGAGUGGAGAACAAAAAAGCAUCUGAUUAUGAAAGAUUGGUAUUUCGGAUUUUGACACCAUUGCUUAAGUUAUACACUGCAAAGCAGGCAGUCUCGACAGCAUCGGAAGGUUUAGAGAGUUUUGGUGGACAUGGAUACUUAGAGGACACCGGGCUACCUGUUUUUUUAAGAGAUGCACAAGUUCUUAGUAUAUGGGAAGGAACUACCAACAUAUUAUCCCUAGAUGUGUUAAGAUCUAUUGCAAAGACAGAGGGAGAGGCAUUAAAGGCUUUGUUUACUGACGCAUUUACAUUAAUUUCAAAAACUCACAACAGCAAUAACCUUCUCCAAGAAAGCCAUAAAGUCUUGACAAAUGCCAUCCAUGCUAUGCAGCACUUUUCAAAUGAAUUUCAUAGAAAAGAUGAGGCAUAUUUAUCAUCAGCUGCCAGAGAUUUUGCGUACUCAUUAUCAAGGAUUUAUAUUGGUUGUUUGUUGUAUGAAAAUGCUGUAAACAGUUGUAAUAACGAUGCAUCCACACAUGUUGCUUACAGGUGGGCAGUUUGUCAAGAUUUAAUACCAGUAGUCACAAAUGACAGGAAGUCUUUAUACAGUACUCAUUCGCAUAGAUUUGAUAACCUUAUAACAUAUGGCGAUUUGUGAUAAUUGUUGUAAGUGGAAGUUUAUUAUGUUGAAUCCAUUGUGAUGCCAAAUAGUUUAUGCUCUUGUACAAAAAGUUGUCCAAUUCACAUCAGGUGCUUUGACUGAACUAAUAUAGACAAUGUUUUAUGCCAUCUAUCAUAAUAUUAACUGGUUCUGUGUGACCUAAAAACUAGUUAAAAAUUAGCAGUAGAUUGAAAAAUUAGUACUGUAUUGAUGCAUAUAAUUUUGACCAACACCAGCACUUUUGCAACUUCUAUUGCACUUAAGAUUACCAAGACAACUUUAUUUUGUCACAGAAAUCUUUCUGAGAAAUUUUGUCACAUGACUUAUCUGUACCCAAUUUUUUUGGAUUUAACCCAACAAUUGAGAAAAAUUGGAUUUUUGGGCAAUUUUGUACCUUUCAUUCUUACUAUCCAAAAACCAGAAAAUAUGUUAAAUAACUUUUAUUUAGAAUGUAAAAAUUCGCUCUAGAACUUAAGUAAUUGAAUUUUAAGCACAUACAGGUAUGUUAGACAAAUUUCAAGCUUUUGAUGCCGUCACAGAAAAGGUGCUGACAUAAGCAAGAAUUUAUUGCUGUUAUUUUGUUUCUUUCAUGACAUACCAUAAGUGUGCCAAGUUUGAUACAAUUUGGACAAGCCUUUUAAGAGUUAUGGGUUAUGAAAGGGUCGACGUCUGUGUAGCAAAAGCAACCGUAAAAUUAUACUCAUGAGAUUAAUUUCCAAAGACACUUUGCAAACUUUUAGAAUAAAAGUAACCAUGCUGUAGUACUCCUCCACCAGCUCCAUUACCAAUCAUAAAUGUCAAGGAAGUGGAGAAAGUUUUCCCCCUGAGAGUGCCUGCAUUAUCAUUCCUUUCAACUGCACCAAAGUCACCACUGCCAACAAAUGUGUGUUUUAAAGUUUUACUAAUUCGGAUAAUUUGGAUAAUUAUCUUUUCAAAUUCUUUUCUUGUGGUAUAAGAUUGCAUUGCAUUCAUGUUUUUACACGUUCAAUAAUGCAACAUGUUCCAGACGAGCAAGCUUUUCAGUUUUUGCUGUUUCAUCCUCUUUUCCUUUUUUUAAGGCUACUUUUUUCUUUUACUCCUUUCCCUUUCCUUCUCUUUGUCUAACCCAUUACCUGUGUAAGUAAAAUAUAGAAUGAAUUUAAGCACUAAAAUAGCAAUAUAAAAAUGACAGCAGAAUGCAAAUGCCUAAAAAAACUUAAAAUUGUACAAGAAAAAUUGGCAACUUGCCAAAUCAAAAUUAGUUUGCAAGGCAAAUACCACCCUAUUCUGGGCACUGGAAUGGAAUUAUAUAUAAACAUUUACACGCAUAUCACUAUCGGUUUCUUGCAGAUUGCGGUCCAUAAAUAUGUAGUCAAGGUCAGCCAUUAGCCAAGAAUGGAAUCAGAAUAUCUUAACAUUGUUAGCAGCAAUCCACAGCAGCAAUAAAAAAGUAAAUUUAAACAAUUAGGGUGGUAUAUAACCCUCUAACACAAGACUUUUUUUAAAUAAUUAAAUUUUAUCUGUUCCAGCCCUUUCAUGGGCCUUACACACAUUGUUAUAACUAAUAAAACACAUUUUUGUCAAAAAAAUAUUUUCAUGUCAUUAAUUAUGCAAACAAUAAUCAGUUUUUUGGCCCAAAAACCAUACUUCCUUCUAACAAAGAUAUCUAAACUAUGAAAUAUCCAAAUAGUGAUAAAAUUAGACAGCGUGCCAACAAUAUGUUGGCAAAUGUUCUGAACCUCUUAAAUUAUAAAAAAAUUUGACAAUCACUCAUAAUUGGCGGCAAAAUGUUUAGUUAUUUUCUGUAAUCUUUGAAACCAAUAACCUACCUAUAAUUUACUAGGUGAAACAUGCUUAUAACACUUAUAUUUUAAUUUUAGCACAUUUGAAAUAUUUUGACGAAACCUAUGCUAAAAAUUUUGUGCAAUUAGAAAAUUUGAAAACACGUAAAAAUCAAAACUAAGAAAAUCAAAGUUAAAAACUUUAUACAAAUAUAAUAACACAUAAAUACUUUAAAAAGCUCCACUGGAAUAAGUUUUUCCUUCUUUUUCAGUAUUUUUGUCAGCAAAACCUUUUCUAAUAGCUCUUAAUGAAUUUCUUCUAUGUUUGACAUGUUCGCUUGACUUUCGAGCCAUUGAGCCAGAACUUCCGGUAUGAUUGAUCGGUCAAUCGUGGGUAUCUCUCCACAUGUAUGUCCAAAUGUAAUCUGGUGUAUCAUUUUUCCUAUCCCAAUUACUGUAACUUUUACAGUUCUUACUCAGGACUUCAAAGUCAGUGCAUAUUCCAGACUAAAUUGCAGUUACAACACCAUUGUGCAAUGCAUAGCCGCGUCGUUGCCAAGAUCUAUCGAAACUGACCACUGCGUCCACACCAGUAUUAUUAUUGUAUUCUUCCUGAAGUGCAUUCUGUCUGAUUUCUUCGGUUGCCUUGUUCAUUGACUCCCUGGCAGACUGAACAUAGUCUCGAAUGAUGAGGGGGGCAUAGGUUUGUGCAUAUUCAUCAUAGCACAGAAUUUUUGUUGAGUGUUACCUUUUUCUGCAAAAUUAAGCCUUUUUUGAAAGGUUUUUUUCCACACAAUCUUCGUUUCUAUUACUAUGCUACUUUCUCUUUACUUUUUUGAUUUUAAAUAACACUUUUGUGAUCCCAUUAAUACUAAUAUUAAGCACAAGGAAUAACUUGAGUGAGCAGUAAUAAAUUUAACCAACCCACCCAAAGGCCCAUCCAAGUUGGAAAAGUUUUGGUGGUUUUAAGUGAUAGUUUUUUAACUGGUAGACAAAUCAUUCAACAUAUGGAGGAACAUUCUGCCUGGCUUUACUUCUUUGGCAGUGAAAGAUAGUGAGCCAAUCAAGGAAAGCAAUUCCCAUUUAGUGCUCUUUUUCCUUCCAGACCAAGCUAAUAAAGAUUCAUGAAACUCUCUGUACUUUUCCACUGAGAGUCAACCUCAAUGCUCACAUAGGUUAAAGUUUGUGAGGGUCCUGUGGUUUUGUGCUCCGCAAUACGGACACCUAAUUCAGUGCAGAUCGAUUGAAUGGAUUCCAUGUAACUAUUAAUUUCUGCUGCAGACCUCCCACAAAUGAAGAAAUUGUCUAAGUAAUGAACCACAAAUGGAAUAGCUAUAACAGUGAGGAAGAUUCAACAUAACAAAUCUUCAAAACAGUAAACAAAAAGGGCGAUGAGCGGCUGCCAAAUGGAAAACGAGUGUCCGCAAAAUAAUUACCCUGCCAACAGUAGACUAAUAAACCCCUUUGAAAAAAAGUUCUCCCAAUUUUCUUUCAAUUUGAAUUAUUUAUAAAUAAAACAUGCACCACCAUACCGUAUGAUUAAUUUUUGAAAUUUCGUGAAAGAUGUAGCGAUCGAGUGCAGGUUUGUGCAGACGGUAACAUGAAGUCUUCUCGAUCUUCGCUAUUGAAAUCUACAUAAAUUAAUUCUACAGAAUAAAUGUCUUCUCCUGUGACAAAGCUUAAAAAUGUCCCCACACCUUUCGAUGGUAGCGUAAGCAAAAACACUUUCAAAAAGUCAAACACGGUUUCCUCUGCAGUAUGCACAUAAGAAUGAUCCUAAAACAAAACUAGAGUCCUUUAGGCCUUUAGGUCAGCGCGACUGAGAACUUUAAAUGUGUGAGUGAGAAUUGUUUAUCCACGAAAGUAAAAAAGAAAAUUUUCUUCCGCUUCAAGAUAGUAAAAUUUACCCACUUUCCUCUGAAUAACGAUAUUAGUUCAAAUAUUGUCUCACUUCUUAUGCUUGGUUUCCACUGCGAGAUAGCGUGAGAUCAUUGGCAUAUUACUGGGCACGGAGAAAGGAAGUACUAUUUCUCGAAAGUUCAAAUAAAUAGGAAUCUGACUUUUCAAUUUGAAUAUUCCCGUUUUCAGUUGCAAUUGAAUUGGGCAGUUCGUCUAAAGCAAGAUAUUGACUGGUGUAACCUAAAGGCUGGCGUAAAGAUCAUUCCCUAGUGUCAAAAUUCGAUCAAGAUCCCAUUCAGUCCAGUAACGCACAGACGCAAUAGAAGGGUAACAGAUGGCCCACAAAGCAUUGCACACGCAUUGGCUACCCGCUGAUUCUCCAAAUCUAGAAUGACCUUGAUGAAAUGAGCCCAUUACUAUUUUAUCUGGGUUGACAGGCCCAGGGUUGGACUAAACGUCACUAGCCAUUAGAAAAGCCAAAGUAAUAUUUACACAAAAAUUGAACAGAAUGGAGCUGGCCUUAAUAAGAGCGAGAAAAUUUCUUCAGAAACAGUAGAUCUGAACUGAGCUGAGUGGUUGAACCAAAAGUUCCAAUAGCAAUGCGAUAUGUAAAAAUACAACAAAGUAGAACAGUAAAAUUAGAUAGCUAUAUAUAUAUUUUAUAUAUAUUAUUUUUUAUUGUAAAAAAAAUCUAUUCUAUAAGUUAUAUAUAUGUAAAAUUAUAUUGUAAGAUCAAGGUAGUGUCCAAGUCUGACAAGAGAUUAAAUAGUAACAAAGUAAACAUGUGUAAACAAGUAACCAAGUAAAUCGUUGUUCUUUCGCUUGACCUAUAAGAAAAGAAGAAAAAAAAUUACACAAUAUUUUUUAAGCAAAGUGAAGAAACUUUUGCAAGAAGGAAAAUUUGCGAAAAUUAGGGACCAUCAAACGCUCCAUUUUCCAUUUUACAAUCCAAAUUAAUGCCCCAUAAAGUAAAUUAUGAGGAUAAUGCUACUAAAUAUAUCAAGACCGUAUUAAAGAGAAAAAAUAGUUAUAUUGAAGAAGAACUACUUUGUUCAUCACUAACAUACUGCCAAGCGGCUCCCAGUUCUGGGGACCGCGGAUCGAAUCCCGCUCACUGCUUGGCAGUAUGUUAGUGAUGAACAAAGUAGUUCUUCUUCAAUAUGACUUACAUGCAUUUUACAUUGCAUUAUGAGCGAAGCAGAUUUUCACCAAGAACUUCAUUAUUUUAAAUAUGACAGACGAAAAGUCUGAUGGCUGAUAAUGUAUUUUUACCGAUAAAUUCUACGGUCCAGUACCAAAAUUUUAAAUCGGCUAUGAAAAACUGUGUUUUUGAAAUAUCCACCAUCUUUGAAAAUUGGGACAAAAACUCAAAAUUGGCAAAUAAUAUUUAAAAUCUUAAAAAUGGAAUUAUUUUCGCCAAAGGCCAAAAUUUUGACAGAAAUUAAUUUUUGUGAAUCGGUCACUUUUAGAUUCUAAAGUUGCAAAAUCCGCCACAAUUUAUUCCUGCUGUAAUUGCAGGAAACAAUAUAUAUAUAUAUAUAUAUAUUGUCCAACCCAUGCUAGCAUGGAAAACGGACGUUAAGCCGAGAAUGAUGAUGAUGAUGUGCAAUAUUAUGCAAUUUUUACAUCUAUGGCAACAGGGGCACGAAGGCAUGGAGAAUUAGUGUCUACUGAAUCAAAAUGUAUUCAUUCAAGAUGACAGAGAGAGUUGUGUGCACUAGUACGAGCUUUAAAAGCAGUUUCACAAACAAAAUAAAUAAUCACAAAUGCAUAAAACAUGCUACACAAAUAUCAGGGUGCGAAAUUGGCCAGACGACUUCGAUUUUAACUGUAAAAUACGAUCGUUUUAUCGAAUGUAUCUCUCCUGUCUCUGGACCCAAAGCGAUAUUUUUUUCUGCCAUGGAUAUUAACGUCGAAAAGAUCAACCCCCAUCCUCCUAACCUCGAAUCGAUACAGGAGAGAUAUAUUUGAUAAAACGAUCGUAUUUUACAGUGCCUGGAUCUUGUCUAUUUACGAGCGGAAGAGAGGGGAACCUUCCAUGUAGCAUCAAACAAACUACAUUUGGUCAGAAUGUACUUCCGUCAUCAUGAUGGCAGAGCGUGCUGGUGGAGGUGGGGGUUUUCAAAGUAACGUUGAAUCAACGCUUAGUUUGGCAAUGUGAGCAUAUGAAUGCCUACCCUAAACGAAGAUGGCAAAUUUUUUUGCCCGCCCAUCACAUUUUCAUAUGCAAAAAUGACACGAACCGAACAUUUUAUUGAUGUCGGCUUUAGCAGUUAGUAGGUCAUUAACUAGCUAUAUUUCAGUUAGUAUAUAGCUAGCUAGCUUAUUAUAUGCAGUGCGACUGGCAAAAAUUAGAAACCUGUUGAGGUUUUUGGAUACUUAAAUGCAUUAACGGUAGCUACCUAAUAGCUAGCUAGCUAUAAAACAAUAAAUAGAUAAGUAGAAUAACUUGUCUUGAAAAUGGUCAACGAACAACAAAACCAGUUAGAUCUUCAGUGUACUACCAGUCGGACAGCCAAAACCGGAAAUAUAUUUUGUUUUAUAUAUAUUUUAGCUGUAUUUCAGAUCUGAUCAAAUCAGUUUCUUUCUUUUAAAAUGUCGUUUGGUUCUUGAAACUUAUGAUUCCUGCAUCCUGAUUGGCUGAUGAGUGGAAAACGGCCUUUGGAUUAAGUAGGUGGUAAUAAGGUGGUCGGGAAGCUGACUAGGGACGGACAGAAUAACACACGAACACAAAAAGGCAAACUGAAAUGAAAGAUCAGCUACCUGACGGCGCUGACGAAAUAUGGGGUACAAAAUUUAUUAAACCUUUUGAAAGAGUCCAUGAACAGGAGAAAACAAAUUAAAUGCAUUAGUAAAUCAAUUAUUUGAUAUAAGAAUAAAUUUGAAGGAUAUAUCAUAUCUAUUUUGUAAUAACAUUGAACAGACAGUGAAUCUUUCCCCUUCGUAAGACAUGGCUUAGGUAAUGCGUCUGGCAAACGAUAUAACUUGUAGGAUACUAUUGAAACCUUUGACUCUGCCUUGCUUUUGCUUGUUUCUUUUUUCUUUGUGCCUGAAAAAAAUAACUCUUAUCAACUACAUUUCCAUUUAGACAAGUUUUCUUUUCCUUUUUAUUGGUAGAGAAGGUUAAUUUUUUAUAAAAAUUUGUAUAUUAAAAGUACAGAGUACACUAAAAGUUUUAGCUAGAUUUUUGAGACACACUAAUAUCAAAAUAAAAGAAACAAAUUAGAUAAUAAACACAACUUGCAGUUGGAAUUGUAUGUAGCGAUACAACUGUUUCUGUCACACGCAGACUUUAUUGGUAUUUUUAUCUGUUGUAAUACCGUUUAGAUAUAGUAAUAAAUACUUCUCAGUAAUCAUUGUGAUAUCUUUUUAUCUAUCAAUAAAACAACCAACUCUUGGAGAUAGGUAGUUUUUAAGUCGAACCUAGAUGGCAUUGCUAAAACACAAAAGCUUAUCUAACUUCUUCAGAUUUAAAGACAUGUUGCCCAAAGAAUUAAAGUCAGGCGUCAUUUACAAAUUUAAAUAAGUGGCUGCAACGCCACUUAUUUAAGUGAGACGUCGCGUCAUCUUAAGGUUCGGGCAAGCGAAUU
Hydractinia symbiolongicarpus is the source of this 9686-nucleotide messenger RNA. RefSeq names its product acyl-CoA dehydrogenase family member 11-like. The coding region runs from base 575 to 2434 and encodes 619 amino acids. The transcript is spliced from 15 exons. The record is from RefSeq and is a predicted model, not a curated record. Gene Ontology annotation, molecular function: oxidoreductase activity, acting on the CH-CH group of donors. NCBI's taxonomy places the organism in Eukaryota, Metazoa, Cnidaria, Hydrozoa, Anthoathecata, Hydractiniidae.